CACAAGACAGACGUAGGUGGUGCAAGUGAGCACUGAGCGUGGUGUGGCUCAGGUGGAGGCGGGGGGUGGCUGAUGUGCCUUGUGCUUCUUCCCGUGACUGACUGACUGUGACUGUUUGAAUCUUGUAACGGUGCUCAUCCUCUCCAUCUGUUGGAAGCGAGGUUUCCUAAAGAAUUCCUCCAGCCCGCCCUUUGAACCCGUCAAAUCGUCUAUCCUCCCUAGAGUCCUUGGUCAGUGUUUACCUCGGGGGUUGUGUAGUGGAGAAAAGGCACCCCGGCCCCGCGCUCGUAAGUCCGGGUUAUGAGUAACGAAACCCUACGGGGUCCCUAGAGACUCGAGAGCUGUUUACUUCUGAGAGUUCACAUAUCACUCAUACAGGCCUUACCUCCCACCCCAAAACCUCCCAUUCCCCCCAUGGGUCCCCAAGGUUGUUGGGCUGGGGAGGGAUAACAAAAGAGCCUUAUUAUGAGGAAGUGCUAUUGGUAUAAUUGCAGUUUGCAGUUCAAGCUGACCUGAUCUUUGGUUCAUGAUGACCAGCAGAAAGGAUCAUAGUUGCAGAAAAAGAGUGCAGGAGGAGGAAUCUGAAUAUGUAUGCCCUCCAUGGAACUUCUCCUGGAUAGUGCCUGGGGAAAUCUGUGGCUCAGCUUGGCCAGAGACUCAAGCCAAUAUUGAUUAUCUCAGGAGUGAAGGAGUUGGAGUUCUAGUGAGCCUGAGUGUGGAGCGACAGCCUCACAGGUCAGCCAAGAAGAUCAUGGACUGCCACUUGAUUCCUGUUGAAGAGUUUGAGGAUCCCAGUAUGGAGCAGAUUACACAGUUCCUUGAUAUCUGUGAUAAAGCUCGGCAGGAUAAGAAGGUACUAAGAAAACAUACAGAUGGAGAUAAGUUCUAAGAUUUUAUUUUUUGAUAUAGGUCUGUUCCACAGUACAUUUGGCCACUCAAAAAUAUGACCAUUGUGUACCUAGCAGGCAUAAAAAUACUUUACCACUGC
This is a messenger RNA of Portunus trituberculatus (swimming crab), 988 nucleotides long. Its product is annotated as dual specificity protein phosphatase 23-like. Bases 527 to 889 code for a protein of 120 amino acids. NCBI's taxonomy places the organism in Eukaryota, Metazoa, Arthropoda, Malacostraca, Decapoda, Portunidae. The record is from RefSeq and is a predicted model, not a curated record. The transcript is spliced from 4 exons.